Molecule: messenger RNA, 1599 nt
Organism: Platichthys flesus (European flounder)
Lineage: Eukaryota; Metazoa; Chordata; Actinopteri; Pleuronectiformes; Pleuronectidae
Gene: top6bl
Product: DUF4554 domain-containing protein
Exons: 12
Coding region: 1-1227 (408 amino acids)
Biological process (GO): meiotic DNA double-strand break formation
Source: RefSeq, a predicted model, not a curated record
AUGUUGAGAGAAAUCCAGCAGGUGUUGAGGCUGGUGAAGCUCCUGGGGAAGCAGAGACGACAGCGUGACGUGAAGACGAACGGGGGACUAGUUGUUCUUCUGUGGACUGACACUGAACCUUCUGCUCAUAGUUUGAACUGCACAGUUGCAGCUGCUGGUCCCUGGUGCACUGGGAUUAAAAUGAAAGCACUCCAACCUGAUCUCACAGAUUUGAAGGCGAGCAUGUUUCCCUGCUUGUGGCCGUGUCCUGAGCCUGACCCUGAGGAGCUGACUGCCUUCACUGAUGUCUAUGGUUCCCUCAGAUUAAUCCUCUCCUUUCAGAUUAAAAUCCACCUCAAAUUCAAACUCAACCAGCAGACCCUCCAACCAGAAUUCAGGCCUCCAGAGUGUGUUAAGAAAGGAUGCUGGUGUCUGGGAGGACACCCUGACCUCGGAGACAGGUUGCUGCUCAGUAUCCCACCUCGAGCCAUGGAUCAAGGCCUGUAUGGGGAGCUCAGCGUCCAGCCUGUCACACUCCUUAGCCCCUGUGUGCUGCAGUACCCCAAUCUGUCAACCCAGCUCACACACAUACAAGUUUUGGUUUACAGCCCCAGUAAUGUUCCUGUUACAGGCCCCUCGGGUUUCUUCCAGAACCUCCCUGCUCAUCUGGGCUGUGAAGAACUUAGCGUGCACGGCCUCCAUUGCUCCUCUUACAAAGAUCUUGUGCUCAGUGGUGGCAUUGUGUAUGAAGUAGAGCAAGAAAACCAGGAGGAGGAAUCAAUUGUUCCCACAAUGCAGCAGGGUCUCCUGCUCUUCCUCUUCCUGCAGCACAGCGACCCCUUCACCUCGCAGCUCUCUGAUGUUAUGGCCACGGAGGCCCUGAUAGAGCACCACCUGGAGGAUAUUCUCAGCCACAACCGGCAGGCAGUCACAACAGCCCUGCAGACUGAGCUAAAGAAAACACUGAAAGCCCAACAGCGCAGGAAAAGGCACCAAGAGAAGCUGCGUUCAGCUGUCAAGGUGAUUCUCUCUUCGUCCAUCAGUAUCGUGAGCUGUAGCAGUAACAUGGACUUCAGAAAUGCCUGUCUCAACAGCAUGAAGGUACAUGACACCCAUGAAUUGUCGGCCUCCCUCUGUGAAUCUCUGUGGAAGGUGACAUCAUGGAAAUUCACACCCAGAGGCCGGUGCUACUCUGCUCAGAUGGAGGAAGAGGAAGAGAGUGAUGGACUCACCAGGACAGAAAUCUGAGACUGUCUGAGAUUGUCAUUAUAAAAAAGAGAUGUUUUAUGUUUGAAACCUCUGAAAGCAGUUAACACUGGAGUAAAUAUUCAUUACGUUGCAAAUGUGCUGGUGAUACUAUAAAGACAAAUUAUUUAACCUUUGAUUACAAGAAAAAUACUUGUAUUUUGUUAUUAUACUAUGUGUUGCACAAACCCAAAAUGUACUUUUAGUUCAAAAGAUACAAAUGUUUUAAAGGAGAUCUAUAUUAAGGCUGCAACUAAUUAUUGCAUUAUUAUUAAUUAUUUGGUUAGUUAAACAUCAAGAAAACAAUAGAAAAUGCCCGUAACAAUAUCCUGCAGCACCAAACGGCAUCAAUAAAUAUUUUGAAAAAACAAAUCA